This is a messenger RNA of Caenorhabditis sp. 36 PRJEB53466, 303 nucleotides long. The record is from the annotation of a GenBank genome assembly. Lineage: Eukaryota; Metazoa; Nematoda; Chromadorea; Rhabditida; Rhabditidae.
AUGAUCCCCCUUCUUUUGCUCGCCAUCUUUUUGUGCGUGUCAGCGUCAUACGGUGAGCCAAUCAACUGGAAUUCAACCGAAAAGGCCCUUCUUCAGAGUCCGUUGACAAGCGAGUCGACGAAGUGAUUCCCGAGUUCCAGAGAAGUGUGUUCCGGAUGCUCGACCGACGGUCAGUCCUUCCCGCCCUCUUCUUCCCCAUCUUGUGAAUCCUGUUCCAGACCGCCCGUCGUGCACAGCCGUGCCUCAAGAGUCGACUGCAUGCUCGCCCUCCGCAGCUUCGAACUCUGUCGUAACUUGCUCUGA